UUGUCCUGAAAAGGCUCUUCCCAAAGAGAAUGGUACAGAAAGUAGUUAUCAUUGGGGCAGGGGUAAGUGGACUGGCCUCCAUUAAAUGCUGUCUGGACGAAGGGCUGGAGCCCACCUGUUUUGAGAGGAGCGAUAGCAUCGGGGGACUUUGGCAAUUCCGGGAAAUUCCUGAAGAGGGAAGGACUAACAUAUACAAAUCUGUCAUAACCAACACAUCGAAGGAAAUGACCUCUUUCAGUGACUUCCCAUUCCCAGAGGGUUACCCCAACUUCUUACAUCACUCUGUUCUCCUGGAGUACCUCAGAAUGUACUCUGAACACUUCCAGCUUCUUGACUACAUACACUUGAAGACCACCGUGUGCAACAUCCGAAAACAUCCAGAUUUCACCACCACAGGACAGUGGGUGGUUUAUACAGAGAAAGAUGGACAGCAAACAGUGGCCAACUUUGACGCCGUUAUGGUUUGCAGUGGCUUUUAUACAGAGCUGAAUCUUCCAUUGGAUUCUUUUCCUGGCAUCAAGAAAUUUAAGGGUCAUUACCUGCAUAGCUGGGAAUACAAAGAUCACACCGGGUUUGAAGGGAAAAGGGUCCUUGUUCUUGGUGCUGGGAAUUCUGGAGGGGACAUCGCUGCAGAGAUCAGCCACACUGCUGCUCAGGUCUUUCUCAGCACCAGAAGUGGAACAUGGGUGCUGAGCCGCAUUUCAGAUGCUGGCUGGCCUUUCGACAUGAUCUCCACCAAUCGCUUCAUGAAUUCCAUUCAAAAGUUUCUUCCAGCGGGCAUCUCAAAGAAGAUGCGGGCAAAGACAUUCAGUCGCUGGUUUAACCAUGAGAACUACGGCUUGAUUCCUCUUGAAAGUUCAAGAACACCGUUAAUUCUGAACGAUGAACUGCCCAGCCGUAUCCUUUGUGGUUCUGUGGUGGUAAAGCCAAACGUGAAGGAGUUCACAGAGAGCUCCGCCAUCUUUGAAGAUGGAACUGUAGAAAAGGACAUAGAUGCUGUCAUCUUUGCCACAGGCUACACCUCAUCCUUCCCCUUUCUAGAAGAAUCUCUCCGCAGUGCCUGCAGAAGCAACAAGUCCCUUUAUAAGCAGAUCUUCCCUCCUCAUCUGGAAAGGCACACCCUGGCCAUCAUUGGCUUCAUAGAGGUAACUGGAUCCAUCAUGCCGGCAGUGGAACUUCAGGCCCGCUGGGUCACAAGAGUCUUUAAAGGGUCAAAUAAGCUCCCCGCAAUGAGCCAACAGAUGAGUGAAGCUGCUAAACAGAGGAAGGCUCUCCAUAAACAGGGUGUUCCCAGUAACCAGGACAAAGUGCGGACAAACUUUAUCAGCUACAUGGAUGACAUUGCCACCUGCGUAGGCGUCAAGCCCAAUGUGCCAUUGCUGUUCCUAACAGAUCCUAAGCUAGCCUUUGAAGUCUUCUUUGGCCCCUGCACUUCUUACCAGUACCGCCUGACUGGACCAGGGAAGUGGGAGAAAGCCCGAACUACAAUCCUGACCCAGUGGGAUCGAACCCUAAAACCUCUGAAAACUCGAGUUGCAGUUUCCUCUCCCAAACACUCCUCCAUUUCCCUUUGGUUUCUAGUCCUUGGCCUACCGACGUUCCUUGGUGCUGCUGUGUUGACUUUUAAAUACUCGCAUCCUUCAUGGUUACCCUGGAUAAAGUGA
Heteronotia binoei (common prickly gecko) is the source of this 1664-nucleotide messenger RNA. Its product is annotated as dimethylaniline monooxygenase [N-oxide-forming] 4-like. Gene Ontology annotation, molecular function: flavin adenine dinucleotide binding; NADP binding; N,N-dimethylaniline monooxygenase activity. The record is from RefSeq and is a predicted model, not a curated record. The coding region runs from base 30 to 1664 and encodes 544 amino acids. Lineage: Eukaryota; Metazoa; Chordata; Lepidosauria; Squamata; Gekkonidae. The transcript is spliced from 8 exons.